UUUGCGACCAACUUUUUGUGCUCACUCUUAACACGACGAGGUUAAGCAAAUCUUGUGACAUAUACUUGUCACUUUUUCUGGAAGCAUCAUCUUGGGAAGCAAAAUACACCAGUCUUCACGCAGUCGACAUGGCGUCUGUUAUUCUUGCAUCGCUCAACACAGUGGGCCUUAUCUUUGGAGGAUGUUGCUCAAAUGUCUUUGCGCUGGAGAAAAUUAUCAAGACUGAGCCAGACAGUGGUCUUCUCAUCACCCUUGCUCAAUUCGUCUUCACAGCCCUCGCCGCCUCCUUCUCUCAACUCACACCAACUCUGACACUCAGAUCACCCUCCGUGCCUAUGAGCAGAUGGGGCUACAUUGCAUUCAUGUUCUUCGCAGUCAACAUGCUUAAUAACUGGGCCUUUGCCUUCAACAUCUCGGUGCCUGUCCAUAUCAUCUUGAGAAGUUUCGGCAGUGUGACGACGAUGUUGGCGGGUGCUUUGCAGGGAAAGCGCUACACUUUGCUGCAGGUUGGCAGUGUAGUUCUUCUUACUGUCGGUGUACUCAUCAGUGCUUUUGCCGAUGCUGAUAGCAAGGGUAAAUCCGUCGAAGCAUCCAGCACAGAUCUCGGCUCCGGCCUCCUCAUCCUCCUCGCCGCCCAAAUCCUCUCAGCCUAUAUGGGCGUCUACGUCCAAGACACCUACGCAACCUACGGCUCCCACUGGCGUGAGAACCUCUUCUACAGCCACUUUCUCUCUCUACCCAUGUUCCUCCCCCUCGCUGCCACUCUGCGCCGUCAAUACGCCAAUCUCGCUGCAACGCCUGUCCUGGACGUCCCCAACAGUCUUCCAGUUCUCCAAAGCCUUGAGCUGCCCCGUGGAAUCGCUUACUUGCUUCUAAAUUCCCUGACACAGUUGGCUUGCAUUACGGGUGUGAACUUGCUUUCUGCUCAGGCCUCUGCGGUUACUGUUACCAUUGUGUUGAAUGUCAGAAAGUUGGUCAGUUUUGUGGCUUCGACUAUUCUGUUUGGACAUAGUCUAAGUCCUAUGAUGUGUAUGGGUGCCGGAUUGGUGUUUGGAGCUGGAGCACUUUAUGGAUGGGAGACUAGCUAUCGUAUUCCUUUGCAGAAGAAGAAUCAGAAGCAGGCGAGGGAGCUCAAGGAGGGAAAGAAGCAGUGAGGCUUCAAUCACUAGGCAUGAGAGCUAGCUCUCUCGUCCCGAGACGUAUCGAUAGACAUAUUUACCUCUCAAUAGCAAGGGGAAACUCAAGAGGAGAAGAAUAUAGAUCUUCUGCUCCCUCGGUUUACAGAUCACAUAGGCACAAGUCCAGCG
Molecule: messenger RNA, 1307 nt
Organism: Aureobasidium subglaciale EXF-2481
Lineage: Eukaryota; Fungi; Ascomycota; Dothideomycetes; Dothideales; Saccotheciaceae
Exons: 5
Coding region: 129-1154 (341 amino acids)
Biological process (GO): transmembrane transport
Cellular component (GO): Golgi membrane; endoplasmic reticulum membrane
Molecular function (GO): UDP-N-acetylglucosamine transmembrane transporter activity
Source: RefSeq, a predicted model, not a curated record